Messenger RNA from Lindgomyces ingoldianus, 1325 nucleotides. Its product is annotated as peroxisomal 2,4-dienoyl-CoA reductase-like protein SPS19. Gene Ontology annotation, molecular function: 2,4-dienoyl-CoA reductase (NADPH) activity. Gene Ontology annotation, biological process: fatty acid catabolic process. NCBI's taxonomy places the organism in Eukaryota, Fungi, Ascomycota, Dothideomycetes, Pleosporales, Lindgomycetaceae. The record is from RefSeq and is a predicted model, not a curated record. The coding region runs from base 322 to 1263 and encodes 313 amino acids. The transcript has 3 exons.
GGGAAUUCAAAGAAUGAGAGAUGUCCACAAGUCAAUUCUCCCGCGGUAUACCUCGUGUCAGCACAAUGCUGUCCCUGUCGAAUAAAGUCCGAACUGCCCAGCAUUCUACCUCGGCAAGUCCGCGGUGCCGGCGCGUUCUCAACCUCAUCCCCAUAAGCACAACGAUUUACGGCCGAAGCUUGGUGAAGGCGUAAACUGCGUUAUAUUCUUUGAUGUACCGCUCGCAAUUAUCUAGCCAAUUCCUCCUUACUCACUGCCACCAGCUCCGCUCUACAUCUACCCGCUUAGACUGACGGGCUGCUUUGGAAGACACGGCGCACUAUGCCUCUCGAGAAGUACCAAUACAUGAGCAAUGUGUGGAGGGACGGCAUAUUCGAUAAUAAAGUCGUCUUCUGUACGGGAGGAGCAGGGACGAUUUGCUCUGCACAGGUCCGUGCGAUGGUCCAUCUCGGCGCCGACGCCUGCAUCAUCGGUCGGAAUGUUGAAAAGACGGAGAACAUGGCAAAGGACAUCGCGACUGCAAGGACGGGCGCAAAAGUCUUGGGUCUCGGGGCUGUGGAUGUGAGAAAACCAGAGGCGCUGACUGCGGCUGCGGAAAGAUGUGUGAAAGAGCUGGGUAGCAUCGACUUUGUGAUUGCUGGUGCAGCGGGAAAUUUUCUGGCCCCUAUGGAUCAGAUAUCAUCCAACGCAAUGAAAUCGGUCAUUGACAUUGAUGUUCUAGGAUCGUGGAAUACUGUCAAAGCAACGUUGCCUUAUCUUAUCGAGUCCGCGGGCAAGCAUAAGACAGACGGGAAAACACUACCCCCCAAUGGGACUGGCGGUCGCAUUAUCUUUGUCAGCGCAACGCUACACUACACCGGUACGCCAAUGCAAAGCCAUGUCUCUGUAGCCAAGGCAGGAGUUGAUGCCAUGGCAAUGUCUGUUGCUAUUGAGCAGGGACCGAGGGGCAUAACCUCGAAUGUUAUCGCACCCGGUCCGAUUGCAGAUACAGAGGGCGUGGCCCGGCUAUCAAAAUCAGAGGGCCGGGAUAAAUCAGCAAAGGCCAUCCCAUCUGGAAGAUAUGGGACGGUCAAGGAGAUCGCGGAUGCUACCAUUUACCUUUUCUCCGACACGGGUAGCUAUGUUAACGGGGAGGUGCUAGUCGUCGAUGGAGGUCAGUGGCACACGUCAGGUGUCGGCGGGCGCCAAUGGGAAUACCCAGAUUUCCUUCUAGCAGGAGCGCCUGUGGAAGGCGUUGCAGGUGGUAAGAAGUCGAAGUUGUGAGCUCAAUGCGCAACCUCUUGUCUAUAUGUAUAGAUAGCAAUACCCAGAAGCGAUUCUCUAAA